Molecule: messenger RNA, 1511 nt
Organism: Paramecium sonneborni
Lineage: Eukaryota; Ciliophora; Oligohymenophorea; Peniculida; Parameciidae
Source: the annotation of a GenBank genome assembly
UAUGAGUAUUAUUUUUGAUAAACUGUUUCGGUAAUUCUCUGAAUUAUAUGAGAACUUUAAUCCAUCUUAUUUUAUAAUAGCAGUCGUAGCAUUUUCUUAGGGUGUAUAACAUUUAGCUGAUUUAUCUAUAAAUUAUAUGUUAAAAGAUGAUUUUGGAUUAUCACCAGCAAUGAUGGGAUUGUAUUUGAGUUAUACAACAACUCCUUGGAUAGUGAAACCAUUUUGGGGUUUAAUAACAGAUUCAAAGCCUUUACUUGGUUAUAGAAGAAAAUCAUAUAUAAUAUUAUUUGGGAUAUUUGAUGCCUUAGGAUGGAUAGCAUUAUCUAAAUAUGGAACUGAUAGUUUGUAUUCUGCCUUAUUGUUAUUAUUUUUAAUACAAUUAUCAACAUGUUUUGUUAACGUUGUAGGAGAAGCAAUUUUAGUAGAAGUUGCUGCUUAAUCUUCUAGAUAAUAAACAAAUUUUUAACAUGGUGCUUCAAAGAAUGUUUCAAUAUUUUUUGGAGUUAGAGCUUUUGGAACAUUAAUAAGUGCAUUCUUUUCAGGUUAACUAUUACAUUAUUUUACAAAAUAAGAGAUAUUUCUGAUGACAGCUGCAUUUCCAACACUUUUAGUUUUAGUUUCAUUAUUUUAUGUUGAAGAGAAAGUAGAUCCUAGAUCUUUAGAUUAAAAUGAUAGAAGAAAUAACACUAUGUAAUGUAUCAAAGAUUUUUGGACAUUCUUUUAAAAUCCUUUAAUUUAUAAGUAUUAUAAUAAUAGAUUCAAGGCCAGUUGCAUUGAUAUUUUGUUUUAUGAUGGCUCCAUCAAGUUCAACUAUAAUGUUCUUUUUUUAUACAUAAGUUUUGGGUUUUGAACCUUCAUUUCUAGGAUAAUUAAAGUUUGUUUAUGCAUUAUCAACUAUUUUAGGAGUCCUUCUUUAUAAUAAUUAUCUAAAAGAUGUUCCAUUUAAAAAAAUAUUUAUUACUACAACAAUUCUUUAUUAUUUUUGUUAUCAAUCUAUGAUAAUUCUUGUUACUAGAAAAAAUGUAGAAUGGGGCAUAAAUGAUAAAUUCUUUUGUUUAGGAGAUUCUGUAAUGUUAUAAUUAGUAGGGGAAUUAAAUUUAAUGCCUAUUUUAGUUUUAGCAUGUAGAAUGUGUCCUAAAAAUAUUGAAGCUACUAUGUAUGCAAUGUUGAUGAGUACAAUCAAUUUUGGUAUACAAAUAUAUUUUAUUUAUUAUUAUUUAGGAUCUACAUUAGGAUCAUAAUGGGGUGCAUUAUUCUUAAUCAUUUUAGGGGUAAAUUAAAAUGAUUAUUCCAAAUUAUGGUUAUUUAUUAUUGUUACUGGAGUAUUCAUUUUAAUGCCACUUCCAUGGGUUGGAGUUGUUAAAGAAGAUAAAAUUCUAUAAUCAAGAGAUUAAUAGUUGGCUCAAUUAAAAAAGAAAGAUUUUGAAUCUGAUACAGUUUCUACCAGCAAUUUAAGAUAAGAAGAUGACUAAUAAUAAUUACUUUCCGAAAAUGAAUAAUAAAAGUCAUGA